Molecule: messenger RNA, 189 nt
Organism: Ambispora leptoticha
Lineage: Eukaryota; Fungi; Glomeromycota; Glomeromycetes; Archaeosporales; Ambisporaceae
Source: the annotation of a GenBank genome assembly
AUGGGAGUGGCAACAUCUUUCUGUUUAGUCUUAUGGGAUUUAGAUUCAACUUCAGAUAAGGAAUUUCCAGAAUCGGAGUUAUUAUCUGAAGAAUUGUUAUUGAAAGUGUUUGUAUCUGAACCUGAAUCUAUAGCAACCUUAUUAACACUGCCUCUUUUUUUGGAUCUACUCUUUGAUCUUUUCUUAUAA